AUGGGCGGCCAAACGAACGAGGGGCGUGCAGAUCGCCCCCCUCCCCCAACGCUGCCCCUCCCGCUGUUGUUAUUCUUGCUAUUAUUCCUGACUGCGACGGCAACGGCGACGGCGACUGCGACUGCGACUGCGACCGCGGCAGAGGGGGGUCAGGUGCCGUCGACUGCGGAAGUGGGACAAAGUGCUCAAAAUCCGGAUGCCACCGCAUCCUCAUCCUGCCCACGGAAAUGCAGCUGCCGCAACAUCUCGGAGAACAUUCACAGCCUGAAGAUUCGCUGCGACGAGCAGCAGAUAGCCAACUGGCGGGAACUGCAGUUCGGCGAGGAUGUGGUGACCAGCGUGGUCAGCAUCAACGCCAGCAAGAACUCCAUUGCCCUGAUCUCCGCCGAGGACUUUAGGAACUUCACCGAACUCAAGCGACUGGAUCUCUCGUUCAACCUGCUCACCGAACUGGACAAGGACACCUUCGGCGACAGCCUGCGCCACCUGGAGAAGCUCAAGCUGGCCGGCAAUGCCAUCAGCCACAUCUACGAGGGCACCUUCGAUCGCAUGCCCAAGCUCAAGCUGCUCGAUCUUUCUGGAAAUCCCCUGGCCUGCGACUGCGGCCUCAUCUGGCUGAUUGCCUGGUCAACAAGCCGCGAGGUGCGCCUGCAGCCGCCGCCGAAAUGCGAGACGCCGGUGAACUUUCGCGGCCUGCCGCUGAAGAAGCUGCGCGUGGGCAAGGACUUUCACUGCGAGACGCUGCAGCUGCAGCCGCUGCUCGAGCUGAUUCCGGGCCAGAACCAAGUGGCCUUCGAGGGCGACGAGCUGCAGCUCAAAUGCCACGCACCGCGUGUGGCCAUCGGUGUGCCGCGCGAGAGCGAGGAUCUGCCGACCAAGGCCUACGUUUUCUGGGGCUGGUCGGAGAAGAUACGGGCCAAGAACUCCACCGAUGAUAUCGUCUACCACGAUCCCACCAAGAUCUUCGGCGACGUUAACCUGGAGACACGCCACUCGACGGACUCGGGCAUUCUGCAAUCGAUCCUCCGCAUCGCCAGCUUGACCCAAAAUCACACGGGCAUGUGGGACUGCACGCUGCGCAGCCAGCAGGCGAAUCUCUCGCAGGCCAUUGUCCUGCAUGUGGUGGCCAAGGGGACGCUGUACUGCGAGGCGAAAGUCAUCCACACCAACAAGGGCACCUACCACUGGCCGCGAACGAUGCGCGGCGAAACGGUGCUGCAGGAUUGCGUCGAGGAGCCCAGCGAUGCGUCCCCAUCCCGUCGAGCUUCGCACGAGUGCGGUCCCUCGGGCGAGUGGCUAAAUUUGGACACGGAGAGCUGUGUUUAUGUCAGCGAGACAACGAGGAUCCUCGAGCAAUUUGCCAAGGUGAAUCUCACGCUGACCAAGGGACAGAAUGCCCUGGAGAUUGCCCGCCGCCUGCAUAAUUUUACCCAAGCCCAGACGCAGCUGAAUCGCAUAAGGGAUCCCAUGGAUUUGGAGUACAUAGCGCGCACUUUGGUCAAGUACUUGGAGCAGCAGGAGCAGCAGGAGAUUAGUCACCUGCUGAUGGACAUUGUUUCGCAGCUGCUCAACCUGCCGGCUCAUCUGUUUCGGGCGGCCCAAAUGGAGCAGGGAACGGGACAGCGGUUGCUGCAUGUCGUGGAAUCCUCGGCCAUGCGACUGGCCAUCGCCAGCACCCAGGCGGAAUCUAUAGAAUCUAUGCCCUGGCGGGGAUUGCUUCUCGCUCAGCAGCGCAACCUCUUCGUGGAGUUCUUUAACAUCACUCUGGAGGCCUUUGUUAGCCUCUCCUGCGUUUGGUUGGAGCAGAGUCCCCGGGGAUUCCAGUGCAACAGCGCCAAUGAUACGAUACCCAUGUACGAGCAUGGCGACAUUGAUGCCGCCAUCCAGCUGCCCUACAGCGUAAUUGGUAAUAGCUCGGUGGCGCCGCCAAUUCGCAGCCUCCGCCUGAUGAUCUCGCUGCACAGGAAUGGCAAACUGCUGCCCAAUCUAAGGGGCACGAACAAUGAAUCUUUAUCCUCCGCCAUCAUUGGCAUACUGGCUUACAAAAGCGAAGGUGAAGCGAUUAACUUUCAAUCUGCAGACGAGCUGGAUCCCGAGGAGGAUGUGUAUCAGCAGCGGGUGACGGUGAUGCUGCGCGCUCAUCCGUAUCACAAUCAGCUGAGUGCCCCUCAGCCCGCCUGGUGGAAUGCGGAGGAGCAGCGCUGGGAGACGAGGGUUUGCCAGCAGCACUAUCAGCAUCGCACGCUCGUCAUGUUCAGCUGCAGUCGCACGGGUUACUAUGGGCUGCUCCAGAGGAGCCUCUAUCUGAAUGACUUUCGCAGCGAGGAGUCGGGCAGAAGGUUCCGGCAUCCACCGGUGGCCAUCUACGCGGGAUGCGGCCUGCUCUUCGCCUGCUGCGCCUUCAAUGCGGUCACCUUUGCGGUUUUCGGAAGAGCUGUGCGGAUCAAUCGAGUGCAGCGGCAUGCUUUGGUCAACACCUGGCUGGCAUUGGGUUUCUUGGCACUGGCUUUCUCGCUGGGCAUCUACCAGACCGCCAGCCAGGCGCAGUGCCGCCUGCUGGGCCUGCUGAUGCACUACCUCGGCCUGUGCGUGCUGCUCUGGGUGUGCGUUAGCCUGAGCAGCAUGUACAAGCGGUUGACCAAGACGACGUCGUCGUCGGGGGGAGGAGCAGCUAACCAGGAUGUGGAGCCGGCGAGGGAGCGAAAACCCAUACUGGGCAUCUACCUGGUGGGCUGGGGCAUCGCCCUGCUCAUCUGCGGCAUCAGCAGUGCCGUCAAUCUGGCCGAAUAUGCCGCCUACGACUUUUGUUUCCUGCACAGCGUGACUACAUUGAACGCGCUUCUCGUGCCUUCUGUAAUUUUAGUCAUAUUUUGCGGCAUUCUGGCCUUGUGCAUCUACUAUCAACUCAGUCAGCAGGCGGUGAAUGUGCUGCAGCUGCAACAGCAUCAUCAUCAUCAGCAGCAGCACAAUCGCCAGUAUUCGGACAACAACACGCAGGCCACGGAGCACAUCGAUCUGGAUUGGCUGGAUGCGAAUGGCAGUGCAACGACGACGGCGGCUAGGAAGGAACCAGAUCAUCUGCAGGAGCAGUACAGCACGCUGAGCAAUCCGCUGAGCAGCAUAGUCGACGAUUUCGAGCGUUCUAACUUGUCCCAUUUGCGUGGUCACAUUAUAUUCUUGGUUCUCUAUGCCGGCGCCUGGUUAUCCGCCGCUGGCUAUGUGAAUAGCAACCAGGAUCUGUAUGUUAUGAGCUUUGCAGGGUGCUCAGCUUGCCUUGGAAUCUUCCUGCUGAUCUUCUACAACCUGAGCAGGAAUGAUGCCAGGAUGGCUUGGUCGCAGGGUCGAAAUGGAGGCAACAGCAGGCCGGCCAAGAUGGUGACCUACAAUAAUGGCAGUCAGGCGCGGGAGGCUCAGCCGACGGAAAUGAUGCACGCUGCAGCCGGCACGGCCAUGAUUAGCAACUCGAUAGUGGCCUACAAGGCGAAUCCCGGACCGGGCAGCCUGUACGAGGCCAACAACUCGGCGGGAUCGCGCUCGAAUAGCCAGUGUUCGCGCAGCAUGAGGAGUCAGACGCGGAGUCAGACGAGGAGUCAGCAGGAGCAGCUGCUGCAGGCGAACGGUGCGGGUGGGGUGACCAUAAUAAAUAAUACUGGACAGGCAGGAGGAGGAGCAGCAGCAUCUGCAGGAGGAGCAUCUGCAGCAGCAAUCCCACCCCACAGCUUGAAUGCCCUGCUGCAUGGCUCCAGUCACGACCUCAUUCCCUCGGCGGAGAUCUUCUACAACCCCAAUCAAAUCAACGUGGCCCGCAAGUUCUUCAAGAAGCAGAAGCGCCUGGCCAAGCGCAACAACUUUGAGCUGCAGCGCCAGACGAUGCCGCAGAUGCAGCUCCAAAUGCAGAUGCAAAUGCAGAUGCAGAUGCAGAUGCACAGCCAGCACAGCUUGAGCGAUGCCAGUUCGGAGCAGCUGUACAGCAGGCAUCACAAUGCCAUGACUUUGCUGGCAGGGGGAAGCAAGAUAAACAACACGAAUCUGCACUACAAGAAUCAGGAGCAAAAGGAGCAUGCUUCUAACGGAGAUUCCAUGCAAUUCAAACGCUUUGUCCCGGCCAGUGCUUCUUCCGCUUCGAAGAUUAUGCAGGCGAAUAUCUACACCAACAUCCCGGAGACUUUGACUCCGCAGCACGAGGUGAUCAAACUGAGGGCCACGGGACGCACGAGGACUCCUUCGCUGCUGGAUGAGACGCUGCACGAGCAGGAUGACGACGAGGAGGAGGAGGAGGAGCAGCCGGAGCAGCUGGAGCAGCAGGCUGAGGCACCCGAGGAGGAGGACGCCAGCUCCCUGGACGAGCAUGCUCCUCUGUAUGCCAACACCUUGCCAACGCCGCCGGCCAGCGGAAUGAGCAGCCUCUUCCGCCAGCGGGGCAUCAUCAGCAGUUCCACGCCGGUGAAAAAGCAGCCCAGUUUGGAGGCCAUGAACAGCCUGGGCCUGCCGGAGGUCAGCCCGGCGCAGCCGCUGCUCCAGAAGCACGAGAUCUACGUGUCCAACUCGCUGCAGGUGACCACCAGCAACAGCAUUCAGCUGGACGACGACUUUCCCUGUGUCCUGAUUCGUUUCAGCCAGCAGCAGCAGUCCAAAUCGCUGAAUAAUAUCAGUGAAAUGUUGGCGAAUUCUUCCGGUUUGGAUUCGGAUAAUCUGGGCCAUCAGGAGGAGGCCAAUCAGCUGACGGGGAUUGACGCCAGCAGCACGCUGGAGGAGCAGCAGUUGCGCCAGGUGCAGUACUCCUGCUCGAGCAGCAAUCUCAGCCAGCUGAAGGCGGCGCAACAUCAUCCGAUCGACACGGAGGACGAUGGCCGCCUGCUCUCCGGCAGUCCGACGAACGAGAGCGAUCUGAACUACCAGAACUCGGAGAUCAGCAUUCGCAGUCAUGGGCUGUACGCUCCCCAGGCGGAUAACGAUUUGAAUUUGACUCUGACCGACGAUUUUCGCUGCUAUCAGUCCUCGAAUGCCAGCGAUGCCGAUGUGGAUGUGCUCAACGAGUUCGACGAUGAGUUUGUGGCCGCCACUGGUGGUGAAAGGGUGGUCAGUGGAGAUGCAGAGCAGGAUGACCACCAGGACACCUCCAUCGAUGAGCUGUACGAGGCGAUCAAGUGCCGCAGUCCGCUGAGAAGCAAACAGGAGGCGGUCGAGCGGUUCGAAAGGGAACGGGAGCGAGAACGCGAGAAGGAGAAGGAAAAGGAGAAGGCCCUGGGCAAUUCCCACAACGAAAAUCUCAACGAGACGAUAGAGGACGACAGCAGCCAGAGCAGCGUGAUCUCGUACAUCGAUCCCAGGGCGGCCAGCUAGCUCCAGCCGAUAGUUAGAUGUAUAUAGGAUAUAUAUACAAGAUACCCGACAACCACUCCCGCCAAAGUAUUCCCACUCAAUCCUAAGUUCGCCCACUCAACAGCCAGCCCACUGAACUUGUAAUUUAGUAACCCUAUUUAUUACGACUAGUAUUACUCCACUAAACUUUCAGUUUGACUUUUAAAACGGAGAAAAACGUUCAUCAUUUCAUCACAAACCAAGUCCCACUCACUCACAUUUAAUAAGUUUUAAAUUCGGAUAAAGCAAAAUGCAUUUAAAUGUAGGCUAAGUUUAUAUUUAGAUAUAAAUAAAUGAAAUGUUCACUUAAAAUAACUGGCGUUUGAUCUAUAACAUGUUGUUUCAAACAAUAACUAAAACAUUUAGAGGCUUUUUAGAUAUUAGAUUUAAGGUUUCGUCAAGAGAUUACAAAUGUGGCAUUUAAGCUACUUGUAAAGUAGAUACAAU
Molecule: messenger RNA, 5808 nt
Organism: Drosophila takahashii
Lineage: Eukaryota; Metazoa; Arthropoda; Insecta; Diptera; Drosophilidae
Gene: Remo
Product: Remoulade
Biological process (GO): G protein-coupled receptor signaling pathway; cell surface receptor signaling pathway
Cellular component (GO): plasma membrane
Molecular function (GO): G protein-coupled receptor activity; protein binding
Source: RefSeq, a predicted model, not a curated record